AUGGAAGCUGAUUCCACUACUGUUUCUAAUUAUGAAGACUCUAAGGCUGCAGUUAGUUUUCCGUUUUCUGUAUGUCCUGGAAACUUCAGUUUGUAUAAAGAAUUCAUAAGUAAUAAUUCACAGAAGAGUGUUGAAUGUCAGAUUGUUGAAAGGUUGCAAAAGUUUGGUUUGCUUCCGAUUAUGGUGAAAUGUCCAAUAUCUAAACCUGAUUGCCGAGUUGUUUGCAAACAAGCCCGCGUUAUAGACAGAGUACAAUGGAUCUGUGAAUCAUGUGGGAAAAGGCAACCAAUACGAACAGGCUCUUUUUUCUUUAAGCUUCAGUGUUCCAUACAACAAGUUCUUCAGAUGACUCUAGCAUGGUGUGAAGAUGCGGAUAUGACUGUUGCUGCACAACACUUUGACAUUAAGCCGAGGGUUGCCAGUUCUAUCUAUGAUCGAUUGGAUGAGUUGGCUAUUAAAGAACUAAGUAAAUAUAAACUUGGUGGAGAGAACAGCGUGGUACUGGCCGAGAUGUAUCCAGAUUGUCUAAACCGGCUGUCCCCAGACACUACAGAGCAGCCCCAUGUGCACAGGAUAUUAAUGCUGGCUGAUACAAAACACAUUCCAACUUAUUAUCGACUACAUGUCGUUAAAGGAGAUUUGAAGAAGUUUGAACAUGACAGCGCUGAAGACGAGAUACUUAAAUCGGAAGUGGAAAUGGUGCUGGCCAAUGCAACAGAACCACAGUCUAUGAUAGUGUUGGGAAACAAUGUUCCAAGCAUCGAGGGAUGUACUUCCUUCCAGCAUCUAGUACAACACUGUGAUGUCGAUAUGCAGCGGUUUCUAAGUUCGAGAGUGUGGCGUCAAGCGCUGGCAUUGUGCUCUGCAUCUCGCGAUCUGUGUGUGGGCAUGUCGGCAGUUUGCGCUGUCACAGUUCAACGCUACCUGGAUAUAGCGUCAUUCCGCUUGCGUUACGGCGACGGCUUCUAUGGACAUAUGUUGAGGAUUGUCUGCAGGGAAUUCACGGACGGCUACAAUGAAUGA
Messenger RNA from Parnassius apollo (apollo), 1023 nucleotides. NCBI's taxonomy places the organism in Eukaryota, Metazoa, Arthropoda, Insecta, Lepidoptera, Papilionidae. The record is from the annotation of a GenBank genome assembly.